CUGGAGCAGUGCGUCGGGGCGGCAGCCCUGCUCGGCGAUUGGCGGGAGCCAGAGCCUCCCGGAGGCCGGCGCCCACACCAUGGGCUGAGCCCGUCGGCGCCCAGGGACUCAGUGCCGCCCGGCUCGGCGCCCACCGCCAGGCACGCGCGCGGGCACACGCGGGCGCGGACACGCGCGGACCCCCCACGUGCGGGACACGCCCUCCCCCGACGGCGGCGCUCGCCUCUCGGCAGAUCCAGACUUUCUCCUGGACUCCCUCCCGGCUAGCUGUGGUGCACUAGCCCCCUUCAGGCUGUGUUCACGCCGCCAACCCCAGUCCUCUCCCUGGGAUCUGACCUCUGAAGCCCAAGCCUCAGCUCCCGGCCCUCACCCGUCCCAGCAGAAAUAAUUAAUUAAUUUUUGGCUGUGUUGGGUCUUCGUUGCUGCGCGUGGGCUUUCUCUAGUUGCGUUCCUACAUUUGCAAUGAAAGUGUCAAAAGUUAAAGGCCGAAAUUAAAUCAAGAAGUAGGACGUUUAUGCCAAGUGCGAAUAACAGGAUGCAACGCAGUCAGAAAGACAAUGCAAGUGGCUCUGAGGACCUUCAAAGUCUUCCCAAGUUCAAAACGCUUUUCGUAAAAUAACUUCCUUUUCAAAAAGUGUUUGGAGAAAACUGUUAUCCUCUCUCCUUAAAGUGGUGACUGGAAAUGCUGGCAGAAAUAAGAGGGUGGAGGUGAUGUUUCUGGUUGUCUCUUUGUUCCCUGUAAACCUGAUUGCUGUAACCAGAGAUGGAAGAAACUAAUAGUGACAACGUGGGCGUCUCAGAGCCAAGGAUUUCCCAGUGGGGCCAGACACACGGACACGCUGGAAUCGCCGGGCUGCCUCUCAUUUUCCGUUGUUCCAAGAUCUUUGAAGACCCAGGAAAAAGCCGUGUUGACCAAAAGCAAGACAAAUGACUCACAGAGAGAAAAGAUGGGGGAGCCAAGGGCAAUUAAAGCUGCCUCAGGUUCUGAACAGAUGGUAACCGUGCUGGCCUCCUGAAGGACAUGAUUCAGACUGUCCCAGACCCGGCAGCUCAUAUCAAGCUACUUUCAUUCUAGAGUCUUUGCAUUUUCAACUACUUUAUCGUGGAGCCGAUGGCAAUUACUUAUGUUUGGAAGGAGAAAAUGAAACUGUUCUGGAACAUUCACUUGAGAUGCUGAACCAGUGGAGGUUGUUAAAAAUCAUCAGGUGAAUGGCUAUUAUUAAACGCCAUCGCCUAUUAACAUGAAAUAAGUGCUACCUGCAAAGUUUCCUUUGAAGAGAAUGGAGCAGGGAGUGGGUAGGGGCCUUAGGCCCCGUGACCCAGGCGUGCGGCAGAUCCGGGGAGACGGAGGCCCAGAAGUCCUAUCCACACCCAGGGACCCUGAGGAGUUCGCCGCCCACGUGAAGCCACUCGGAGUCCCGCCACAUCUGCAUCCUGCCCGGGGCGGCGUGUCACACGGCGGCAUACUGGGUCACACCUGCUGUGGUCAUCCCAGGCCCAGGCAAUGAUGUCUUUUUUUUUUAAUUGAAAAAAAAAAAUCUCCUGGCUGCAUAUCAUCAAGAAAAACAACAUUGUUUUCAGGGUCUCUUAUCUCUCCACUCCCAAAUAUCCUGUUUCUUCGGGCUGGGCGGCCAGGACCAAUAGAAACCUCUUCCUGCCAUUGACUGACUUCAUUUCCCAGACUUAGCACAAUCUCAUCCGCUCUAAACAACCUGAUCAAAACUACUUUCUGGUCAGAGAGAAGCAAUAAUUAUUAUUAACAUUUAUUAACGAUCAAUAAACUUGAUUGCAUUAUGGCCAGCACUAUUAAGGAAGCGUUAUCUGUCGUGAGCGAGGACCAGUCGUUGUUUGAGUGCGCAUACGGCACGCCGCACCUGGCCAAGACGGACAUGACCGCGUCCUCCUCCAGCGACUAUGGACAGACAUCAAAGAUGAGCCCCCGUGUCCCUCAGCAGGACUGGCUGUCUCCACCCCCAGCCAGGGUCACCAUCAAGAUGGAAUGCAACCCCAACCAGGUGAACGGCUCCAGGAACUCCCCUGAUGAAUGCAGCAUGGCCAAAGGAGGGAAGAUGGUGGGUAGCACGGACACUGUCGCGAUGAAUUACAGCGGCUACAUGGAGGAGAAGCACAUGCCGCCCCCAAACAUGACCACGAACGAGCGCCGAGUUAUCGUGCCAGCAGAUCCUAUGCUAUGGAGUACGGACCAUGUCCGGCAGUGGCUGGAGUGGGCAGUGAAAGAAUAUGGCCUUCCGGACGUCGACAUCUUAUUGUUCCAGAAUAUUGACGGGAAGGAGCUGUGCAAGAUGACCAAAGACGACUUUCAGAGGCUCACCCCGAGCUACAACGCUGACAUCCUUCUGUCGCAUCUCCACUACCUCAGAGAGACACCUCUUCCACAUUUGACUUCAGAUGAUGUUGAUAAAGCCUUACAAAACUCUCCACGGUUAAUGCAUGCUAGAAACACAGGGGGUGCAGCUUUUAUUUUCCCAAAUACUUCAGUAUAUCCUGAAGCUACGCAAAGAAUUACAACUAGGCCAGAUUUACCUUACGAACCACCCAGGAGAUCAGCCUGGACCAGUCACGGCCACCCCACCCCCCAGUCGAAAGCUGCUCAGCCAUCUCCUUCCACAGUGCCCAAAACUGAAGACCAGCGUCCUCAGCUAGAUCCUUAUCAGAUUCUUGGACCCACAAGUAGCCGCCUUGCAAAUCCAGGGAGCGGGCAGAUCCAGCUGUGGCAGUUUCUCCUGGAGCUCCUGUCAGACAGCUCGAACUCCAACUGCAUCACCUGGGAAGGCACCAACGGGGAGUUCAAGAUGACAGAUCCGGAUGAGGUGGCCCGGCGCUGGGGAGAACGGAAAAGCAAACCCAAUAUGAACUAUGAUAAACUCAGCCGGGCCCUCCGUUACUACUACGAUAAAAACAUCAUGACCAAAGUCCACGGGAAGCGCUACGCCUACAAGUUUGACUUCCACGGGAUCGCCCAGGCCCUGCAGCCCCACCCUCCAGAGUCCUCCCUGUACAAGUACCCCUCGGACCUCCCUUACAUGGGCUCCUAUCACACCCACCCGCAGAAGAUGAACUUUGUGGCCCCCCACCCUCCAGCCCUCCCCGUGACAUCGUCCAGUUUUUUUGCUGCCCCAAACCCAUACUGGAAUUCACCAACAGGAGGGAUCUACCCUAACACUAGGCUCCCAGCCAGCCAUAUGCCUUCGCAUCUGGGCACUUACUACUAAAGACCCGAGAGAGGCCUUUCCCAGCAACAUGCAACCGCCAACCAAUUGCCACAAGCUCUAUCGGAGACCAUGAAUCAGAAGUGCCUCAAGAGGAAUGAAAAAGCUUGACUGGGGCUGAGGGGGAGGAAGCCGGGGAAGAGAUCCAGAGACUCUCAGUGGGAGGGAAUUACUAAAAUAUUACUACAGAGAUAAAGAGGAUGCUACAAAUGUAAUGUACGUGGACAGAUCAUCUGUGGACCAACCUUGUAAAAGGCAUUGUAAGUAGAAGCAUGAAGUCAUAAGGACGAAGUGCCAAAGAAAAUGUUCUGAAGAAGUGUGUAAACCUUAGAGUAGCCUUUGGGAUCCUGCUCAUGCAUUAAACUGGGAUUAAACUCAAGCAAUAGAGAUAACACAGUCUGGACCUAACAUGCCAUUUCUAAUGUCAUUUGAAGGAAAAAAAAAAACUACCUGUAUUUAAAAAGAGAAACAUAUCAACAUAGAAAAAGAAGAAAAGAAAAGAGACUGUGGCCCAUCAAUGGACAUUGAUAGGGAACUCAUCAGCACUUGCAGUUUUGGGCAAAAUCAGAUUCAUUCCAUUUGAUGGAGAGCGGUCAGCUGUCUCCAACUGUGAAGACAACCCAAAGCUUCCAACUCCUUUACGAUAGGACAGGAACUCGGAGCCGAAGGGAGGGACUGAGAACGUGUCUGGAGGGCAAGCGUGUGGGUGUAGACGGACGAGGUGGGAGAGGAGGAAGCAGAAGAGGAGGCAAGGACUGGGAAAGAAACUUCUCGAGCAGUAAAGACUGGACUUAGGACGGUGUCGGUUCUGCAGAGAAUUGAGUCAUGGAGACUUGAGGUUCUAUUCGGUCAGUGUUGUACCAAAUCCAGUGUUACGAGGAAGGACACAGCGUCACGAAGGCAGGGCAAGUAGUAGAAUUCAGAAACAAAAUCAUGCAUCUCUCUCUUUGUUUGUUUAUCAACAGAAAAAUUGUAACUGGAAUUGUCUGAUAUUUAAAAGAAACAUUCAGGACCUCAUCCUUAGGUGGGGGCCCUGCUCUCCACAGGGUCAGGUAAGAGCUAGCCUUCUGGGCUACCGCGAUCCGAAAUCACCUAGGCAUCGGGGCGAGGCGGGCUCCAGGUUUCCUUUUGAGUCGCGAACGCUGUGCGUUUGUCAGAAUGAAGUAUACAAGUCAAUGGUUUUUUUUUUUCCUUUUUAUAUAAUAAUUAUAUAACUUAUGCAUUUAUACACUACGAGUUGAUCUCGGCCAGCCAAAGAUACACGACAAAAGGGACAAUCAAUGAUCUAAUGUGGCCUUGAACUUUAACUCUGUAUGCUUAAUGUUUACAAUAUGAAGUUAUUAGUUCUUAGAAUGCAGAAUGUAUGUAAUAAAAUAAGCUUGGCCUAGCAUGGCAAAUCAGAUUUACACAGGAGUCUGCAUUUGCACUUUUUUAGUGACUAAAGUUGCCUUUUAGAAACUUGUGCCGCAAGGGGUGGGUUUUGUGUUAGAAUUCUCCUUUGUCCAGGAACUCGUGCAAGGGAGAGCCAAGCAAACGGCACGCUUGGCACACAAACAGUGGCGGCCUCUCCGGGGCCUUGUUGCCAGCUGGAGCCGUCUGGAACAGAAGGACCAAAGGUUUUCAUUUGGGAGCCUCCAGAUUUAGACCCAGAAUGGAAAGAGGCCUCUAAAGCUGGGGUUGUAAUUGAGAAAUGCCAGAUCCACACCUAGUCACGAAUCACCCUUAAUUCCUGCUAUAAAGCAUCCAUUGAACGGCAAACAAGCUGUUGCUCUCCAUGUAAACUGUAUUAUUGUUGAUAAAUAAAGCAUCACAGAUAGCAGCAAUGGCUCACUUUAACAAGACAAGGGACAGCUUCUAAAUUUGCCAUUUGGCUUCUCCAUCAUAGGCUCUCACCAGGUUGACUGUGGCCUUGACCUUCCCACACCAGAAUAAUCUGGGUACCCUGGUUUGGGAUUCACCAACCCUGAGCCUGACAGAUGAUCAGACACUGUUUAUUUCUCUGAUCCGAAGUCAAUUCCCCUUGACAUCUUUUCUCUCCUAUGUGCCACAAAGGAUGCCAGCCUUGGCCAAGGUGAAGGCAGUUCGAGAGCUAGGAUGCAAGGCCGUGUGAGAGGGGGCGAGCCUGAGCAGCUCCCUAGCCUGAGUCAGUUUCUGAAUUGGCCCAUCUCCUAGCUGUUUGGGGGCUUGUUUUGCAGCAACUCUGUAAUCCUUUUGCGAUGAUUAAAUGACGUUGCCAAAC
Molecule: messenger RNA, 5469 nt
Organism: Balaenoptera acutorostrata (minke whale)
Lineage: Eukaryota; Metazoa; Chordata; Mammalia; Artiodactyla; Balaenopteridae
Gene: ERG
Product: ETS transcription factor ERG
Exons: 18
Coding region: 1794-3233 (479 amino acids)
Biological process (GO): cell differentiation; regulation of transcription by RNA polymerase II
Cellular component (GO): nucleus
Molecular function (GO): DNA-binding transcription factor activity, RNA polymerase II-specific; protein binding; sequence-specific DNA binding
Source: RefSeq, a predicted model, not a curated record